Molecule: messenger RNA, 1257 nt
Organism: Anneissia japonica
Lineage: Eukaryota; Metazoa; Echinodermata; Crinoidea; Comatulida; Comatulidae
Product: CCR4-NOT transcription complex subunit 7-like
Exons: 6
Cellular component (GO): CCR4-NOT complex; P-body; CCR4-NOT core complex
Molecular function (GO): nucleic acid binding; poly(A)-specific ribonuclease activity
Source: RefSeq, a predicted model, not a curated record
AAGUCCUUUUGAACCAAAUAAAUCUUUUAGUAAAAAUGUUCUUCAAUGCUGCUGCUGAAUUUGAUGGAUUUGACCUUUGUGCAGUUUUUUUAGAAUGUAGCGUAGGGGCCUGAUUAUCGCUUUGCAGCAAUUUUUUUGUUUUUCGGAGAAGAGAGCUGUUGAUAUUGAAAUUACUGGGCAUCUGAAAUACAAAUUGUUUAAAGACUGUUUUACAUUAUGCCAUCGCAAACGAAUGAGCCAGUUAUUGUAGACGUAUGGGCAUCAAAUCUGGAAGAGGUCUUCAGAAAAAUUAGGUUACUAGUCCAAAAAUACCCUUAUGUUGCCAUGGAUACAGAAUUUCCUGGCGUUGUUGCCAGGCCAAUAGGCGAGUUUAAAAGUCCGGCAGAGUUUCAUUACCAGCUUCAUAGGUGCAAUGUAGACCUUUUAAAAAUCAUCCAGCUGGGUUUAACAUUUUCAGAUGAAAAGGGCUCACUGCCGAUAGGAACGCCAUCCACUUACCAAUUUAAUUUUAAAUUUAACCUGAUGUAAGUAUAUUUUUAAAUACAUUAUUUCUGGUGCUCUGGGGGAAGUAUAGCUUAAUUUUAUUUCCUUCUAAAGUGUAUAAAUGCAUUUGCUACCAUGAACAUGAAUAUUCAUUAGACAUGUAUGUAAAGCCUCGAUGCAGAAUAUUUUGCUGAGCUCUUAAUGACGUCCGGUAUUGUCCUCAGUGAAGAAGUCAAAUGGAUCACUUUCCACAGUGGUUACGACUUUGCUUAUUUGUUAAAGUCGUUGACGGCUUUGAAUUUACCGUCAGAAGAAAGUGAGUUCUUUGAACUUUUACGGAUAUAUUUUCCCGGAAUCUACGACGUGAAAUACUUGAUGAAAAGCUGCAAAGAUCUGAAAGGAGGAUUACAGGAAGUGGCAGAUGAUCUAGAAGUUACAAGAAUAGGCCCACAGCAUCAAGCAGGGAGUGACAGUUUACUCACCUUACAGACUUUUUUUAAGAUGAGAGAGAAUUACUUUGAAGACAACAUUGAUGACGACAAGUACUUAGGUCACUUAUAUGGUCUUGGGUCAUCGUACGUGCAGAAUGGCAAUGCGUUCGGUGACGAGAACAACCUGUCGUCGUAGCAGUAGCGUCAGAAUCCGCCAUGUUAAAUCUGUACAGAAUGGAGGACCAGGCCUUUUGCAAGUUCUCAAUGCUAAAUGUUGAACAUCAAUUUUUUUUCUCGCCUAUUUGUAUAUUAUAGUAGAAUUUUAAACCUUCGUAUUUUGAAA